Molecule: messenger RNA, 2619 nt
Organism: Gossypium arboreum
Lineage: Eukaryota; Viridiplantae; Streptophyta; Magnoliopsida; Malvales; Malvaceae
Product: TMV resistance protein N-like
Exons: 4
Coding region: 235-2619 (794 amino acids)
Biological process (GO): signal transduction; defense response
Molecular function (GO): protein binding; ADP binding
Source: RefSeq, a predicted model, not a curated record
CACUUUACUUGAAUAAUAUUGUAGGCACUCCCACCUUCUUGGAUUCACAUGCAUCACUCCAAUUUCCACACCUACGCGCAUUCAUUUGGAAAAUUGCAUCUGUUUUUAUCCUCCUCCAUGCUCAUAUAUAGUUAUUCAUUCUAGUUUCUUUCUGGCAUAUUGAGCGAUCAGUUUUCUGAUUUUCAACACUACAUCCACACACACAUAUAUAUAUCAUCUUUCUCGUACAUCGUCAUGUCGUCAUUACCUUCAACUUCUUCCUCCAUUUCUAGAAAGAAAUAUGAUGUUUUCUUGAGUUUUAGAGGUGAAGAUACCCGCAACAACUUUACCGAUCAUCUCUAUGAUGCUCUAAGUAGGAGUGGGAUCGUUACUUUCAGGGAUGAUCCAAAGCUGGAGGCCGGUGAAGAGAUCGCGCCAGAACUCUUUAAAGCAAUUCAGGAAUCAUGGUGCUCGAUAAUCGUUUUUUCACAAACUUAUGCCUUUUCAAGUUGGUGCUUGGAGGAGCUUGCUGAGAUUGUUAAACGACAUAACAACGACGGCCAUAAAGUGUUUCCAAUUUUUUAUGAUGUUGAUCCAUCUGAUUUAAGAAAACAAAAAGAGAAAGUGGAAGAAGCCUUUGCCAGACAUGAAGAGAGAUACAAAGAAGAUAGUGAGAAGAUCCAAAGGUGGCGAAAUGCUUUAAUUCAAGUGGCUGGAAUAAAGGGAUGGCAUUUAAAUAACGGUGUACGCUUGGAGGAUUUAUAUUUGAAAAUAAACAUUGGGGAAGAUGAUGUUCGCAUUAUAGGAAUUUGUGGAAUGGGUGGUAUCAGUAAAACGACACUCGCAAGAGCUACUUACACUCAAAUGUCACCUUAUUUUGAAGGUAAAAGCUUUCUUACUGAUAUUCGAGAAGUUUCAGAAAAAUGUGGACUAGUUUCUUUACAGAAACAACUUCUUUCACAGAUCUUCCUUGAUGAAUGCUUCAAUUUUUUCGAUGUUCAUGAAGGAAAUGUCAUAAUUACCCAUAGGUUGUCUCACAAAAAGGUUCUUAUUGUUCUUGAUAAUGUUGAUAACAUACAACACGUAAAAUGCUUGGUUGGAAGGCAUGAUUGGUUCGGAUUAGGGAGUAGAAUCAUUAUAACAACAAGAGAUGAACAUUUGCUUCGAUCUUGCCAAGUUGAUGAUAUGUAUAUGCCUACAACAUUAAAUACCAAAGAUGCACUUCAACUUUUCAAUUUGAAAGCUUUCCAUAGUUAUACAAUGUUGAAAGAUGAUUUCAUUGAGCUUUCUGAACAUGUUGUAAAUUAUGCUGGUGGGCUUCCUUUAGCUAUUGAAGUUUUAGGUUCUUUUUUUUUUGAUGGACUAGAAGAAAGGGAGAAGAAUAUAUUUUUAGAUAUAGCAUGCUUCUUCAAUGGGGAGAAGAAAGAUUUUGUAAUCAAAGUAUUGGAUGGUUGUGAGUUUUUUCCAGAUAUUGGAAUUGAUGUUCUCAUUAAAAAAUCUCUCAUAAAAGUUGAUAAUCAAUAUUUGUGGAUGCAUGAGUUGUUGCAAGAAUUGGGAAGACAAAUUGUUAGAGAGAAAUGUGUUGGUGAACCUGGAAAACGUUGCAGAUUGUGGGAGGAAACGGACGUUCAUCAUAUCUUAACAAAAAACACUCCCUUGUAUAAGUUGAAAAUGAUGAACCUCAAAGGGUCCAAAAACCUAAUCGAGACACCAGACUUCACAACAGCAUCAAAUCUUGAAGUUUUGAUUUUGGAAGGUUGCACCAAAUUAGUGGAUGUUCAUCCAUCAAUCGGAGUGCUUAAGAGCCUUAAACUUUUGAAUUUAAGAGAUUGCAAAAGUCUUAGGAGUCUUCCGACUAAAAUUGGAAUGGAAUCUCUUGAAACAUUAAUUCUUUCAGGUUGCUCAAGUCUUGUAAGAUUUCCGGAGAUUGAUGGGAAAAUGGAACGUCUAAAAACUCUUGAUCUUUCCGGUUGUUGUAAAGUUGAAAAUUUAUCGGAGAAUUUGCAUCCAGAAAAGUUACGACCAAAUUUGUAUUCUCUUUUCAAGGUAAUCCUAGGAAGAAGAACGAAUCCCAUGCCUCGGAUGUUGCCUUUGUUGCUAGUUUUGAGUUCAUUAAGAGAGCUAAAUCUAAGGGAUUGCAAUCUUUGUGAAGGAGAUAUUCCACGUGAUAUUUCUGGUCUAUCCUCUUUGAUACAUCUUGAUCUUAGUGAUAACAAUUUCAUCAGAAUACCAGCAUCUCUUACUCGACUCUCAAAGCUCGAGUUCCUUCAAUUGUCAAAUUGCAACAUCUGCACUCUCGGUGAAGGAGAUAUUCCAAGUGAUAUUUCUGGUCUAUCCUCUUUGAGAUAUCUUCUUCUUAGAGGUAACAACUUCAUCAGCAUACCUGCAUCUAUUAUUCGACUUUCCAAGAUUUAUUCUAUUAGAUUUUCAGAUUGCAAGAUGCUUAAAUCAUUGCCUGAGCUACCAACAAGUAUAGAGGAUGUGUGGAUAGAUGGUUGUUCUUCACUUGAAGUAGUUGCAAGUCUAUCAAAAGUAUUCAAUUUAUUGGAUUCAGUUGGCACUAAAGCCAUUAACUGCUUCAAAUUGGCUGAGAAUAUGAAUGCAUUAACACUGCUGAAAAAACUUCUUAAGGUUGAUUAA